GAAGAUAUGAAAGAAUACACACUCCUCCUCUUCUUGGCUUUGUGCUCGGCCAAACCUCUCAUUGGUCCUUCAUAUUUUACACUAAAAAAUAUGAUGCUCCAAGAUAUGGAAGAAGAUGAUGAUGAUGACGAUGACAACAAUUCUCUAUUCCCAACCACUGAACCAAUUAUACCACUGAUUCCUUUUGAUUUAUUCCCAGUAUGCCCCUUUGGAUGCCAGUGCUAUGUGAGAGUUGUCCACUGCUCUGACCUAGGUUUGACAUCAAUACCUCGCAACAUUCCACUAGAUACACGUAUGAUUGACCUUCAAAACAACAAAAUUAAAGAGGUCAAGGAAAACGACCUCCAAGGACUCACAUCGCUUUAUGCACUGGCUUUGAACAACAAUAAAAUAAUCAAGAUCCAUCCAAAAGCCUUUCAACCAACAAAGAAGCUACGACGACUGUAUUUAUCUCAUAACCAGCUAACUGAGAUUCCAACAAAUCUACCAAAUACUUUAGCAGAGCUCAGAAUCCAUGCUAAUAAGGUUAAGAAAAUCCACAAGGAUGCAUUUAAAGGAAUGAAGUCUCUACAUGUUUUAGAAAUGAGUGCAAAUCCUCUUAACAACGAUGGAAUAGAGCCAGGGGCUUUCGAAGGAGUAAAUAUCUAUCAUAUAAGAAUUGCAGAAGCGAAAUUAACUUCAAUUCCUAAAGAACUGCCCUCCAGUCUACUAGAACUUCAUUUAGAUGACAAUAAGAUCACAGCAAUCGAAGUUGAAGAUUUUAACCGGUAUAAAGAUCUUCAAAGGCUUGGUCUUGGGAAUAAUAAAAUCAAAGACGUGGAAAAUGGAAGUUUUGCCAACAUACCAAGCAUACGUGAAAUCCAUCUUGAAAAAAAUAAGCUCAAGAAAGUUCCUCCUGGAUUACCUGAACUGAAAUAUCUACAGGUAGUCUUCCUCCAUUCUAAUCAUAUUGCAAAACUGGGAGUGAAUGAUUUCUGUCCAACAGGAAGAAGAAAGAAGAAAGCAUUAUACAGUGGCAUAAGCCUCUUCAAUAAUCCUGUAAAGUACUGGGAGGUUCAGCCUUCAACUUUCCGUUGCAUUCUAGCCAGAAACAGUGUGCAACUCGGGAAUUUCCUCAAGUGAUAGCGAAGUUGGUCAUUUCCU
Molecule: messenger RNA, 1143 nt
Organism: Strigops habroptila (Kakapo)
Lineage: Eukaryota; Metazoa; Chordata; Aves; Psittaciformes; Psittacidae
Gene: ASPN
Product: asporin
Exons: 7
Coding region: 7-1122 (371 amino acids)
Molecular function (GO): protein binding
Source: RefSeq, a predicted model, not a curated record